Molecule: messenger RNA, 1212 nt
Organism: Zasmidium cellare ATCC 36951
Lineage: Eukaryota; Fungi; Ascomycota; Dothideomycetes; Mycosphaerellales; Mycosphaerellaceae
Exons: 2
Coding region: 1-1212 (403 amino acids)
Source: RefSeq, a predicted model, not a curated record
AUGGCUGAAGUCGGUGCCGUCGCCAGUGUCGCUGGACUCAUCUCGCUCGGACUCCAGCUCGCAGAGUGCGCCGUCAAGUUGAAACGCUUCUGCGACCAAGUCGAAAAGGCCCCCGAGGCACUGCGCACGCUCGAGAUCGAAAUCAAGCUCUUCUCACUUCUGCUCCAGGAUGUCGAGGCCUUCCGUAUACAGCGCGCGAUCACGCCCUCGCCGUCCCUCCUGCAGUGCAUAUACCACUGCCAGAUCGUCGCUGCCAAAAUUGUCAACUACGUUCAAGACAUUGAAGGCAUCUCGAAGAAAUACAAGCUUCCUGGUCGUGUCUAUACUGCACUUCGCCUUUCGGAUGUUAAUGCACUGUGCAGGAAUAUGGAGAGGACGAAGACGAACCUUAUCAUUGCGCUACAAUUACUCUCCGUAGGAUUUCCGGCCGCCUCGAUCAAUUCCAACCCAACUGCCUUGACUCAGGCUAUGCACACCGGAUAUUCUCAACAUCCUGCGGGGUCUUCAGAGCUCCUAGGCGGUGUUGUAGGAGAAGGAGAAGAACAACAUGAGUCACAUACAGAGACACAGCUCGCCAGGCAUAAUCGUCAGCCAGUUCCCGCUACCAAAGGCCACUCCAGAAAGUUUACCUCCUCCAAACGAGUCUUCAGACUCCAAGUUUGGCUUCCCUGGCUACUCGGACAAGCUGUUUGGGAUUUUUCCUUGCGGCGGUCCUAUCGAGGCUGGGAAAUGUGUUUCCAAUGCGACAAUAUAAUCCCAGACGACAGCCUUGUAUUCUAUUAUGUUCUGAAGGGAGAUACGAUGGCAGUGCAAAGACUCUUCCGGGAAGGCAAAGCGUCGCCUUACGACAGCAAGAUCAAUGCAUGGGUCCACGUGGAACGGCUGUGCUUUCUAGAGGACGGCGCUGCAAGCCUGUCAGACGAGAUGUACUCUACAAUAUUGUCCCACAUGGCGAUGCGCGAUCGGGCUUUGACCGCAGAGAUGAUUGCAGGAUACCGCCGCUUCUAUCAUUACUUUGUUGAGAGAGAGGUCGACCAUUCCGGAGGCUUUUUCAAUGAGCUUGUGGAACUCUAUGAGAUCGACAUACUUGACCAAUCAUGGACGCUACUCUAUACUUUGUGGUGGCUGAUCCACCUCUCCUGCAGCGAAACUUGGACGAAUUUAAUCAUCAUUGGACUGGUUCAGACUGGAUGGAAAGCUUCUCUCAAAUAG